Fusarium sp. VM40 is the source of this 1440-nucleotide messenger RNA. The record is from the annotation of a GenBank genome assembly. Lineage: Eukaryota; Fungi; Ascomycota; Sordariomycetes; Hypocreales; Nectriaceae.
AUGAAUGGCGUUGGAGCUCUGGCGCCUUUUGUGACGGAAUUGGAUCGUCUUGCACCGAGUUUUGAUGUCCGGGGAGAGCAGAUCCAAAUUAUUCGAACACCAGCCGAAUUCUACGAGACGUUGAAGAAUCGGAUACGAACAGCCAAGAGACGAAUCUUUUUGUCAACAUUGUAUAUUGGAAAGUCGGAAAAGGAGCUUAUUGAGACGCUGCAGGAGGCGCUGAGGAAGAACCCAGAGGUGAAACUGAGCAUCCUUACAGAUGCGUUACGGGGAACUCGAGAGGCGCCCAACCCAUCAAGCGCAUCACUUCUGGCGCCAUUGGUACAAGAAUUCGGGGCGGAUCGUGUCGAAAUUCGAAUGUACCACACGCCCAAUUUGACGGGAUUGAGGAAGCAAUAUAUCCCCAAGAGGAUCAACGAGGGCUGGGGACUUCAGCACAUGAAGCUUUACGGUGUUGACGAUGAGAUCAUCAUGUCUGGGGCAAAUUUGUCUACCGACUACUUUACCAAUCGUCAAGAUCGAUAUCAUCUGUUUUCAUCAAAAGAGGUUACCGAUCACUUUUGGAACAUAUACUCAGGUGUAGCAUCCUUCAGCUUCCUUGUGCAACCUUCAGAAGAACCAGCAGGCUUCACGCUGUCAUGGCCGCAGAACAACUCUGCUCCUUCACCGCUGGAAAACCCCCAAUCUUUCAUCAAGAGCACUACAUCGACGCUUCAGGCUCUUCUACAUCCCAAGUCCAGACCGGAGAAUGAUAUCUCUGAUACAAGGGUGUACAUGCUUGGCCAGAUGUCGCAGGUCAUGAAGCCCGACACUUCUACUGAGCUCCCAGUCAUCACACACAUCCUCAAGACACUCGCCUUACCCGCCUAUCGCGAUUCUGCGUGGACAUUUACAGCCGGCUAUUUUAACCCUGCCCCGUCUCUGACAAAGCUCCUUCUUGCCACUGCAUCCUCCAACAACACAGUCAUCACCGCAUCCCCUGAGGCCAACGGCUUCUACAAAUCAAAAGGUGUCUCGGGCCUCCUACCCGAUGCAUACACACUUCUGGCCCGUCGUUUCGUCCACCGCGUCCAUCACGAAGGCCGCGAUGCCGACAUCACCCUAAAGGAAUGGCGUUACGGUGUCGUUGGCCAACCUGGCGGAUGGACAUACCACGCCAAGGGUCUAUGGGUCACGAUGCCAGGCGACAAGAACCCCGCUAUGAGUAUUAUUGGGAGUUCCAACUACACUAAACGCAGCUAUUCGCAUGACCUCGAAGCAGGGGCCUUGAUCGUCACUCGCGAUGAAGGACUCAAGGCAAGAUUAGGAGAAGAGCAGUUAUGGCUGCAGGAGCAUGCUACCAAGGCGACGCGAGAUGACUUUGCACGAACUGAACGAAGAGUCGGACUCAAAGUUAGGGUCGCCAUGUGGAUUGUUUCGCUAGUUGGCGGAGCAUUGUAA